Molecule: messenger RNA, 1315 nt
Organism: Rhododendron vialii
Lineage: Eukaryota; Viridiplantae; Streptophyta; Magnoliopsida; Ericales; Ericaceae
Exons: 7
Coding region: 99-926 (275 amino acids)
Source: RefSeq, a predicted model, not a curated record
ACAGAUUCCGAAAAUACAGUCUCGCCGGGGAUCCAUUUAUUCUCUCUCUCUCUCUCUCGCUCGCUCGCGUAAUCGCGUUUGCAUUGCCGGUUGCAGGCAUGAAUUGGGCAACAAGACCAGCGCUGUUAAACUCUCAGGCCAACCCUUUUAACCUCAGGGCCAUCUCUCUCUUCCAUUCCACUCCCGUCUUGGAUCGCAAAAGACGCACCCAUUGGGAUUCUGGCGGAGGUGCUUACAAAAAUACAUCUAGGAGAUUCGAUACCUACUCAAAAAGGUUCAGAAAGCUGCAAUCAAAACAAACAUUGUUGCGCAAUGUCGGAGCUUUUGCAGAGCACCUAUUUCAGAGCUGGCGGAAUGGUUUCGAAGAAUCUGAUUCAUUUUCAAGUGAAGACAGCUCAUGGUCUAGACGUGAAUUUGGGGCCAAGGAUUCCAAAAGGGGCUCUACCAGCACCAAAGGAUCCUAUUCAAAUAGUAGAAGUUCAUUCCACUUCUGCGAUGAUGAUAAUGAUUACGAGACCAUUUUUUUCCGAUCUGCAUUUGGUGGAAACCGAUUUGGUGGAAACCGAUCUUUCUAUUGGUCCUUUAUUGAAGAAGACUUUCCCAAUCCCAAUCGAUGGCAGAGCUCUUCAGGGCACCAAAAUAAUUACAGGACCUCUUGGAACUGGAGGCACGGGGAAGACGAGUAUUAUGACUCGUCAACGGAAUCUGACAGUUCAGAGACAGAUUUGGUAUCAUAUCGACUGGUCCUGGGGUUGAGUCCUUCGGGUCCAUUGAAGCUAGAUGAUGUUAAAAAUGCGUAUCGAACAUGUGCACUGAAAUGGCAUCCAGAUCGUCACCAAGGCUCUUCCAAGGCGGUUGCGGAGGAAAAGUUCAAGGCUUGUAGUGCAGCGUAUGAGUCUUUAUGUGACAAGAUGGCUUUAAAUUAACAAUCAUCCAUUUAUAUUGCGUUUGGAUCGCGGAUUUUUGAAGACCAUAUAUCAAGGGAACAAGGAAAAGGUUAUGGAAGUAGACAAAGCUGAGUGAAGAAACUACAUUUAUUUAUGGUUCAUCUAUCAUUUUGGUUUUCCCCAUGGCUCAGAAGCGAGUGAUGCUUCACAUAUGAAACACUUAUAGAAAACUGAAGAAUAGCAUGAUGAUGGUACGGCUCCUGAUUUCACAUUAGCGCGUUGUCAUUUGUCACAUCAUUCUGGAUAGUAUUUUGUGCAACUUUUGCAGAAGGAUUUUUUUCUUUUUCUUUUUAAGUGAUAGCAAAGUGUAUAAUGUACUACAUUGUUCUACGAGGUUUAUGUGUAAUAUGCCUUGCAUUCGUUGAUCA